This is a messenger RNA of Candida albicans SC5314, 1239 nucleotides long. RefSeq lists its product as uncharacterized. Bases 1 to 1239 code for a protein of 412 amino acids. The transcript has a single exon. Gene Ontology annotation, biological process: carbohydrate metabolic process. The record is from RefSeq and is a predicted model, not a curated record. NCBI's taxonomy places the organism in Eukaryota, Fungi, Ascomycota, Pichiomycetes, Serinales, Debaryomycetaceae.
AUGCAACAAUUCCUUCGUUUUAUAUUAUUACUACUUUCAUUAAUAUCAUAUACCACUUUUGCAUUAACAAUAUCAACAACAAAAUUUCUCAAACGUGGAUCCCUCCCCUCUUCUUCUUCAUUUGAUCCCCAUGAUGCAUUUGAAGCUGCGAUUAAUUCCACAUGGUCAAUAUUUUGGAAUGACACUAACCAAGGAUUUUCCCAAUCUGAUCCAUCAUGUCCAAAUUCACAAACUUCAACCCCUUUUCAAUAUUCAGUAGUUUGGAGUGUUGCUGUUGCCGGUAUGGCAAUUGUUCAAUCGGGUGACAUUUCCAAAACCAACCAGAUCAUUACUUCAUUAUAUAAAUAUCAAAAUUCUCAAGGUUGGUUUUCUGCUACUCCUGGAGGUGGAGAAAGUUUUGUUGAUGAUAAUUGUCAAGUAUUAUGGGUUUUCAUUGAAGCUUAUGAAUUAACUAAUAAUACAAAAUAUUUAACUACUGCUAAUAAAUUAAUGGAAUUGAUUCAAGGACAAUGGUCAGAUAAAGUUGGUGGAGUUAAAUGGCAAGUUGAUGGAGAUUAUAUUGCAUCGAUUUCUACCGUUGAAGCAGCAUUAUGUGCGGUUCAAUUAUAUGAACAGAAUAAAGACGACUCUUUAUUGUCAUUUGCUAAGAAAUGUCUUUCAUGGUUAGAUGAUAAUUUAUUAGAUAAACUGGAUGGAUUUUAUUAUGAUGGAUUGAAUGUUAAUAAUAAAACCAAUAUUGAUAAAGGGAAAUUAACUUAUACUGUUGGAGUAGCAAUUUCAACUUAUUCUUAUCUUUACAAGUACACCAAUGAUGAACAAUAUGUUUUGAUAGCUACUGCCAAAGCUAAUGAAACAAUUAAAUCAACGACAUUUAUGAGAAGUAAUGGAUAUUGGAAUAAUGAUUUAAAAUAUUUACAUUUAUUAUUUGUUGGAAUUGUUGAUUUAAUAAUCAUCAUGGGCGAUGAAAAACUGGACUUUAGUAAUGAUAUAAUGAAACAAGGUGAAUUCAUUUAUAAAUAUGAUCAAUUAUCUGAAAUUGGAAAUUAUCUUGAUUUUACUGGUGUUAAACAAUUAUAUGAUCAAUAUGUUAAACAAAGUGGGGAUAAUUCAAGUAUAAAUUAUCAAUUUAAUGGUGAUGAUUAUUGUGAUGGGAGCAAUGAUUCAGGACAAAUUAAACGUUCAUUAAUGGAAAAUGCUUCAGCAGCACAAAUAUUUUAUCAAUUAAACCGACUUGAAUAA